AGCCCUGCCAGAAGGGUAGCGAGCCCCUCUAACAUAAACCUGAACCAAGGGGUCAUAAUCCCCUUGGACAGUCCCUACGAUUCGACUGAUUAUAUUUACUUAAAUAACUGAGUCUAUGGGCCUGAAGUUGUCCAUUGGGAACACUUCAACCCCGAACCAAAAUUUAUUUGUUUCAACAUAAACCAAUUUAAGUAUUUACAUAGCGAUAAUUUUCCAUGAGAAAAUUGUUCGAUAGUCUUUCUUGACAAAUUGUUCUUAAAUAGUCCUUGCAUAACAUUAGUUGGUACCCAUACAAUGCACCAGAUUUCUUUCUCGUUGGGUUUUGGCACUUCCUUCGACUUAAGGUUUCCAUGUGGUUUGCCUUGGUUAGGCUUGUCCCCGUGUAAUGCAGUAGGGUGUACCUCGCCACAUGAACGAUAGUUCUUUUUCCGCCUGCACGAACGAUUAUUGUGACCCCAUUUGAAACAUCCCUAACAAAGACGUUUCGAAAUAAUAAAUGCCCGUCUAUUUGGUAUAGAAAUCUCCAGGAAUUUGACACACGUAUCGAGUUCAUGUUCUUCCUUACAAUAACUGCAUCUCGGUUUUGAUUUUACGAUGUCUUGUUGAUUAACUUGCUCGUUGGUCUGUCUACCCCUUUGCUCCUCAUUGCUACCAGUAGCAAAACUCAUAGCUCCAAUACCACCCGAUUUAGGAAUCCAUUUUCUCUUAUUGAGAUUGGACGUUUCCUCGCUCUUUAAGGAUCGCUGGCUUGUGACGGGAUGACAGGCGAUUCUUGCUUCAGUUGUCAGGAAACGACAGAACUGGCAACGCAUCAUGGCAAACAAUCGAGCUAGUUGCCUUCACAGGGACCUUUUCAAAAAGAUUUGGCCAUUAUAUCGCGGAAGGCGUGCUGGAAAAUUGGUAAAAUUGAGGGAAACUCAACGUCGCUACACAAUAAGAUCAAUUCAACCGGGAGCGCUCAACCGUGCGACAACAACAUCGUCCUUUCCAAGUAUACUAAGGUGCCACAACCCAGUAAACUGUAUUAACAUUACCCCAAUGACAAAGACAAAGUCAAAUGAGAUCAGUAGGAGGAAAGGGUCAGAAAGAGUAUUUGUGCCAAGCUUUUUGCUCUCUAAUGUUCAAUCUUUGGCACCAAAAGUAGACGAAGUUCAACACUGUAUUAGCAAUGCAAAUUUAGAUCUUGCUUGUUUGACUGAGACAUGGCUUAAAGACCACAUUCAAGACUCUGUGGUCGCUAUCAAUGGCUAUAAUCUGAUUCGUCUUGAUAGGAGGUCGGCUGAUCACGGCGGUGUGUGUAUGUACAUCAAGAAUUCCAUCAAAUAUUCCGUACUUCACGACUUACUUGACCCAGUUUUUGAAGUUCUUUGGGUUAAAAUCCAGCCAACUCAUCUCCCAAGAGGAAUCAGCACUAUUGUUGUGGGAGUGCUUUACCAUCCGCCUCGCGCAGACAAUGCAUCCAUGCUUAAUUAUUUGAUUGAAAAACUCACAUUAAUUGAAUCCCAGCACGCCAACUGUGGAGUAAUUAUGCUCGGCGAUUUCAAUCAUCUUAGACAUGUCAUUAAUAAACUAAACCAUAUCUUUAACCUGAAACAAAUCGUGCCGUUUGCAACCAGAGGUUCCAACAAACUGGACUUAAUUCUAACUAACCUUCAGAAUUUCUACAAUACACCAGUAAAGCGUCCCAACUUCGGUCUAUCUGAUCACGCAACUGUUGAAGUCCAACCAAAACAACGUGUCCAACUUCCAAGAGGGCAGAUAACUGUCAAAAAAAGAGAUCUGCGUCCAAGCAGCCGCUUCGCUAUGCGGUUGUACCUCCAACAAGUCGACGUACCAAGCCUCCUCGGGACUGUGGAGACCUGCACGGAGAAAGUCUCACUACUUGAUACUAUUAUAAAGACGGGAUUAGACUCAGUUCUUCCUCUACGAUCCAAAACCAUCCAUUCAAGCGAACCACCCUGGAUGAACCCAUCACUUAAGAACCUUAUUAAAAGACGCCAGUGCGCAUUAGCAAAUAGUAAUAUGGUCACCUUUCGACUUCUGAGAAACCGAGUUAACCGAGAACGAAAGAUUUGCCGGGAAAAGUACUAUAAAGCUAAGGUCAGUCAUUUGAAUGAGUGCAAGCCUUCCCUAUGGUGGAAGGAGGUUAAAAAGCUAAGCGGCAUGACAUCUGCCUCAGAAAGGCGGGACGAUUCCACCAAGUUGCUACAUCAGCUAGGAGCACACGACAUGUUAGAACUGGCGAAUAACAUCAACGAUGCCUUUCUAUCUCCAAUGCGCGACUUCGUGCCAUUUCUAUCUAACUUCCAGCCAGUACAAGGCCCGGUUAAUGACCCUGUGGUGACGUCACUGAUAGUUUCAUCCUACUCAGUUUAUAAGAAAUUAUCGAGUUUGAACUCCAGCAAAGCACAAGGCCCUGAUAAUAUCCCGGCCUGGUUACUCAAACAGAACGCUGAUCUAUUGGCUAACCCUGUUUCAGACAUCCUUAACAGCUCCUAUUGCGAAGGCUGCCUCCCUCCUUCCUGGAAAACAGCUGACAUAGUGCCAAUCCCAAAGAAAAACCCACCAAAGGACAUAAACAAAGACCUGCGUCCAAUUUCACUGACACCAAUUACGUCCAAAAUUGCAGAAGAAUUUGUCGUCGAGGAACAUGUGAAACCAGCGAUUUUGGCCAAGAUCAAGAAAAACCAAUUCGGCGCCAUCCCCAAGUCCUCCACAACAUUUGCUCUUAUCACCAUGUUCCAUAAAUGGACAAACGAUACUGACGGAAAUGGCGCCACUACAAGAGUUGUCCUCUUCGAUUUUCGCAAGGCUUUUGAUCUCAUCGAUCAUAAUAUUCUUGCCACGAAACUCGUGACCUUAAAUAUCCCUCAUAAGGUCGAAUGUUGGAUCAUAGACUUCCUUAAACACCGUAAACAGUGAGUCAAAUUGGCGGAUGACUGCAAAUCAGAAUGGAGGGAUAUUCCAGCAGGUGUUCCACAGGGGACCAAGUUGGGGCCGUGGCUUUUUCUACUAAUGAUCGAUGACAUUGACAUCGCUAACACUGAUAUGUGGAAGUUUGUGGACGACACCACUAUGUCCGAGUGUGUGGAGAAAGGCAAUGCGAGCACGAUCCAAAAUGCAGUGACUGAGUUCUCAGAUAAGGUUCAUGCUAACAAGUUCCAAAUGAACGAGGCAAAAUGUAAAGAGCUCAGGAUUUCAUUUGCUAGGACCAAUCCCCAAUUCGAUUCGGUGAUCGUCAAUGAAAAGCCACUGGAGAUUGUUCAACACGCAAAGCUGCUGGGCCUGAAUAUAUCGAGCGACUUAAAAUGGAACUUCCAUGUAUCAGAAACAACCAAGAAGGUUGCACCUCGUUUCUAUUUCUUGAGACAACUCAAAAGAGCAGCCAUUCCAACUAAGGAACUUCUGAAAUUUUAUACUACCUGUAUUCGCCCGAUCUUUGAAUAUGCAUGCCCAGUUUAUCACAACUCGCUACCCAAGUACCUAUCAGACGACAUUGAAAGGCUGCAGAAGAGAGCUCUAAGAAUAAUCUACCCUUGGAUGCCUUACACUGAUUCCCUCGAAGAAAGCGGUCUGCCUCGCCUCUUCGAACGCAGGCAGCUCUUGACGUGCAAGUUGUUUAAUGAGAUCACUCGAGAUCAAUCCCACAAACUCAUAUCUCUACUACCAUCUGAAAAUAACCGUUCAUACCAACUGAGACGUAAAAGGCAACUUAACGUUCCAAGGGCCAAAACUGAUCGGUUUAUGAAUUCUUUUAUUGUUAGUAAUUGUAAAUAUUUUUAAUCAUUAGGUUUCUUAAAUUUUUAUAAUUGUAAAGUUUUAACACAAUUCAGCCAUUAUCAGCUGUAAAGUCUUUUAAAACUGAAUAAAUCAUCUAUCUAUCUAUCUAUCUAUCUAUCUAUCUAUCUAUCUAUCUAUCUAUCUAUCUAUCUGACUCAUCACUCUCUUCAUCUGGGCCUACUUCAGAAUCAUCACUUGUGGAUUUGUCGACUAUUCUAUGGUGGCCCAUCAUUAUCACCGCUAUUUUCAGGAAUAUUUUGCACAUUUUAUGUUAUUUUAAUUAUUGUUUUCUUUAUAAAAUUGAAAAUAACUUGAAUAUGUAUGACAAAUUGGAAUUGAUUAUUAUUUCGAUUUGAGAAAAAAAUUAUUUACAAAUGUAUAAUAAUAUUAAUUAUAAGUUGUAAUUCAAAUUAUUUAUUAUUUUAAAUUUUAAAAAAAAAUAUUAAAAAUGCAACAGUUUAAAGAAAUAAAUUAAAAUUUAAUUGAUAACGCUGGGCCGUCAGCCCGUUCGAUUUUUCGAUUUUUUUUUUCGAACGGCCCAGCGUUAUCAAUUCACUCCGUAAAGACUGGGUUCUAAUUUAAUUUCCCGCCAUUUUGGCCGCCAUGUUGUGCUAUAGUAUGCUAGUAUUUGCUAUAAAUUAAAUAGUAAAUUUAUCGUCAAUGCGCUCAACACUGCUGCAGCAGCAGUGCUGCUUGUUUGUUUUUAAUAAAUACUUGUACAGUAUUUAUGGCUGGAAAUAUCGACUGGAAGGAUAAUGCUGAGCUUCAGCACGACUUGAAGAGUUAUGUUCGUCAAAAUUUACGACGAUCUGAAGUACUUGAUUUUGUACGACGUGAUUAUUCGCAGUAUUCAUGGAGUCUUGCUACUCUUGAUAGACGUCUUCGUUACUUUGAUAUUCACUAUAUUGAUUAUGAUACUCCACUUGCUGUGGUAGCAGAUGCUGUACAAAAAGAAUUGGAUGGGCCUGGACGACUUUUGGGCUAUAGAGCCAUGAACCAAAAACUGCGAACAGAACACAAAGUACAAGUGCCAAGACAUCUAGUCCAUAAUAUGAUGGCAAACUUAGACCCAGCAGGUCUAGAGGCAAGAAACCUUCAAAAGAAAAGGAAAAAGCCAAAAGGACACUUUACUUCGGCAGGUCCAUUGUGGGUAGUGUCGUUAGAUGGACAUGACAAGCUAUGCGGUUACCAAAACUGGACAUUUCCUCUUGGCAUAUAUGGAUGUAUUGAUACUUUUUCUCGAAAGAUUUUGUUUCUAUUUGUAUGCACUUCGAACUCAAAUCCUUUUGUGGUGGGUAAGAUGUACCUUCGACAUCUGUUCGAAACAAAGGCCCUUCCUAGGUAUCUGAGAAUUGACAGAGGAACUGAAACUGGUAAGAUGGCUACUAUUCACACAUAUCUCAUAAACAAAUCUGGAAUUAUGAAUGACCCUACAGAUUCUGUGAUAUAUGGUCCAUCAACAAGCAAUAAGAUAGAGCGGUGGUGGCGGGAUUUGCAUGAAAGGUUAGAGAAGUUCUUUAAACAACAGUUAACAGUCCUACUACAAAGACGACAAUACAAUCCAUUCUUCUCACAUGAUCGCCAAUUGCUUGCCUACGUUUAUGUGCCUAUUGUUCAAAGGGAAUGUACUAAUUUUGUUAAUUACUGGAAUUCACAUAGAAUACGUGCCCAAGAUAAGUUGGAAAUUCCUACUGGCAUACCUAACCACAUGUUUGCUUUCCCUGAGAAUUAUGGAGCCACUAAUGAAAGCAUUGAUUUGUCAGAUGACGACAUUCAGGAUGUUGCUGAAGUUUCUGGUGUGAUGGAUGAAGAACACAUAGUUAAUUUCAUUGAUCCAGAUACAAAGCAACAAUGUGUGGGACUGAUCCCAAAUCCUGAGAAAAUUGAAGCUAAGAAUGCAAUUGAAGCUUAUCGAUUUCUUAAGCAAAACAUUCCUGAUCCUCCAGGAACAUGAAGUUACUAUUAAGACAUUUUCAGGGGUUACAUAUACAUGUAGUAUAAACCAAUACUUAUAUCUUUGAGUGAUGUGCAUAAAAUGUACAUACACUGUACAUACACACAGUUGCAAAUUAUUUCAAUUUAUUUACUGUGCAGAGGCUAGUUUUAGUCUUAUUGAAAUCAAACUAGGCAUUGUUCUCAUUUUACACUUUGUGUUAUUGAUACUGUGAUACACAGUGCAGGAAAAUUAGUUACAUGUUUUCAGUAAGUUGGUAAUGCUACUAAUUCAGCAACUGGUCUUGCUAUGCAUUAUGAAACCUAGUUUGGAAAUGUAUUGCCUCCAGACAAUCUUAGUGCAUGCUUACUCAAGUAGCAAAAUAUCACUAGUUUCCAUGGGUAGCUUCACAAACAGACCUUAGAAGUGCUUGUCACGCCAGUGCCAAACAAUGAAUUGCAAUAUGUAAUGUGGGACACAUGUAAGAAAAUAAACCUAAUGUUUGUAUUGGUUCAAAAAUGUGUGAUAUAAGCACUUCUAAGGUGUAUUAUGCCCUCAUGCAACCCACCUCAUUGGUGCUUCCAAUAAUAAAAGUAAAGGAAGGUAAAACAUGCCUUUGCUUUGCUAAUGGUAAAAUAUGCUCACUUCAAAAGGGGAAGCUACCUUAUAGUUAUUUGGCAGUGGUAAUAAUAAGAAUAAUACUCAUGAAACUGGGUGUCUUGUUGCAUGUUCUACUUUCCUCAGGUUAAGUUAUACACUUUGGCAAAACAAAUUUCAGAUGUUCCUUCCAGUUUCUAGAGGACCCCCUUAAUUUAUACUCUGUUCAUGAUCAGAAUUUUAUAGUACGUGAAUAUUUUUCAAGUUUUAAGUAAGAAGUAUAUAUGUCCUGAUGAUCCUACUUUAAUAUCAUUUUACUCAGUCUAACACCAGAGAUUUUACUUGUCAUGGGGAGAGCAUUGCCACUCAAUGGAUUAACUUUAUAAAUUCCAAUCAGAAUUUAAAAUUAGCAGUAUCCAGAUGAUAACAAUUUUGAAUUUUGGAUACCAAAUGUUGAAAUCUUGGUAUCCUAUUUGGACACCCAAAAGGUUCACAGCAAAGAAAAAUGCAAACUAGUUGUUUUGACAUUAACAUUUUGGUUAACCCAUUGAGCCGCAAUACGCCCCAGUGUGCCCUUCUUAUUUUUUUACUUGUCUAACGCCAGACGUUUUACUCAUCAACGGGGAGGCUCCGAAGCUUAUUGAAUUAACUUUAAAUUCUGACAUUAUAGGUAAUGGGAAAACCAGUCUUACAUUUAGUGAAGUUUUCAUUUCAUGGCAACCAAAUAAUAUAAAAAACUGAAAUCAAGUUUUAUUUUCAUAUUUAAACAACAAAAAAGUCCAAUGAAAACACAAAUGUGUUGCACAAAACACUUUCGUAACUUGAGUCUUGAAAAGUUCAAAGUCAUUUCAAUGUUUGAAGUUUCAUCAUCUUGCAAAAUUUAUUACAUACAUGUUUGUCUACAAAACUUUCUAUGCUUAUAGUUGAAAGGUUUCCAGCACAAAAAUAUACCUCGUGUGAUGUGUCGUUUGUCGCCAUAAGGUCAGUAGUCACAAUUUCAGGGUCAUACAGUUUAUACCCUGAACCUUGGAUAUCUAAGACCAUCAAUCUCUUCACAGAAUACAUGUAGGUGAAAUGAACUAGGCACUGGGCUUUCUGGAAGAUCUCAUCAGAUUCUAUAUCAUCAGGUUCAAUUAUGUCUCCAUCAUUGUUAAUGUACUUAGAGAAGACACCUGGUACAUAUUCUUCAACAGUAACCGGACAUUCAUUCCAAUGGGAAUAAAACACUUUGCCAUACUGGAAAGUUUCUCCAAACUCCUCUGGUACUUUAGCAGAAAAACGUGCCGUCAAAUUCCGUGCAACAGCAUGCAUUUGCACCUGCUUUCUUGUGUGGUCUUCCACAGUCAUUUGUAGUUGUUCCUGUAUGGUGGUAAUUGCUUCAUCUCUGUAUUUCUUUAUUACCCACUCACCUACCAGGCUAGAUGAUUUAUCUGUGCAUUUGGCUCGGAAUGCAUCUCUGAAGGCACCACUGUCAAACUUGGUUUCCUCUAUUUCAACAGACAAAGUCAAGGGAGUUUUUAUCCACUCGCAUUUUUCUACAUCAAACAUUUCCAAACUGAGAGUUGUUAACUGUGGAGGUCGUACCAACUUCCCUGCCCGAAGUAAAUCCCCAAUGGAUACUGAUUUUGGAUAAACUGUUCUGGCCAAUUUGGGGCUUGGCGUUUCAGGAUGGUGGCCGUCGAUUUCUCCAAUCUUUGAUGGUGAAAUUGGCGCGGAAUUUGACCCCUGAACUCUAGACUGUUGUGACCUAUCAUGCUCGGCAGGUGGUAAAAAACGGAUAAAGUACACCUUUUUCCCCUUGAUUUGUUCCAUUUUUGUACACGAAGGUCCUCUGUCCGAGGCAAGAAUAUCACACGAUCCUGCCGGUGCGCUAUAGAAUUGUUCACAAGCAUCUUUAAUAUUCUCUAUUGACAGCUCUUCAUAAUCUGAAAAUGGAACAAAAUCUCUA
This is a messenger RNA of Paramuricea clavata, 8258 nucleotides long. The record is from the annotation of a GenBank genome assembly. Lineage: Eukaryota; Metazoa; Cnidaria; Anthozoa; Malacalcyonacea; Plexauridae.